AUGGUCGGAAAAAGGAAGAGAGACGCGGCUGUCGUCUCUAGGGCUACCAAGUUGAAAGACGAGGAGACCCCGCAACCCGCGCCCGAUGCGUCUGCCAAUGACAUCUUUCGCAAAUUCUUCGAAGCACAGUUUCAACCGCUGGAGGUACCUGGGGGCCAGGUAGCUCGUGACGAUGAAUCCGAGGAAGAGAGCGAGGAAGAGGACUUUGAAGGAUCCGAGUCUGGCUCUGAUUGGAGUGGUCUUUCCGGAGAGGAAGACGAGGUCCAGGUCGAGGUAGUUGAGCAUCACGACGCCAAGAGUCAAGACCUGAUGGAUAAGAGAGCGCGCAAAGCGUUCAUGACCUCAAAACCACCCUCUUCCGAAGAACCAAAACCCGCCAAGAAGGCUAAAAAGGAGAAAGGUGAUGACGAGGAGGAUGCCACCGACGCCGAUAACCUCAAGAAUGACCUGGCCUUGCAACGGCUGCUCAAGGAGUCGCAUCUGUUGGAGUCAGCAUCCGAUCUUGCACCAACCGGCAAAAACCGAAUCAAGGCUCUUGAUCUGAGAAUGCAAGAGAUCGGCGCCAAGUCGUCCCUGUAUAAGCAGAGCAUGCCAUCGUCGCACAGGAGAGGCAUUAAAGCUAAGGCGGACAUGAAGGAGGACAGACGUCGACGCGAAGCCAGAGAGAAUGGUAUCAUCCUCGAGAAACCCGCGCCCAAGUCGAACACCAAUAACAACAAGCGACGAGAACGUGGGAUUGGGGGUUCCUCUAUUGGAAAAUUUGCGGGUGGCUCCCUGAACCUGAGCAAACGCGACGUGGCCGCCAUCCAGGGACCACGCCGGUCGACCAAGGGAAAGUCCAAAGGGCGU
Molecule: messenger RNA, 849 nt
Organism: Aspergillus ibericus CBS 121593
Lineage: Eukaryota; Fungi; Ascomycota; Eurotiomycetes; Eurotiales; Aspergillaceae
Exons: 2
Biological process (GO): maturation of SSU-rRNA from tricistronic rRNA transcript (SSU-rRNA, 5.8S rRNA, LSU-rRNA)
Cellular component (GO): nucleolus
Source: RefSeq, a predicted model, not a curated record